This is a messenger RNA of Cyprinodon variegatus (sheepshead minnow), 1388 nucleotides long. It is a transcript of the gene map2k6, whose product is annotated as dual specificity mitogen-activated protein kinase kinase 6. The coding region runs from base 268 to 1344 and encodes 358 amino acids. Gene Ontology annotation, biological process: MAPK cascade; protein phosphorylation. The record is from RefSeq and is a predicted model, not a curated record. Gene Ontology annotation, molecular function: MAP kinase kinase activity; ATP binding. NCBI's taxonomy places the organism in Eukaryota, Metazoa, Chordata, Actinopteri, Cyprinodontiformes, Cyprinodontidae. The transcript has 12 exons.
GUCUCGCAGGGGCUCACUCUGAUCCAAGUUAGGAGCUUUCAGCUGCCAGCCUUGGCUCAUCAUGUAAGUGCUGCGGAGAAUUCUUUGCAGCGCAUUUGCAAAAUUAUCCGUUUUCCCGACGACCGCGCGGGCUGUGCAUCCGUACCCGCGCGCCGUGCACGGACACGCACGCCUCGGACCCAACAAGCCUCCAAGUGCAUGAAGAUCGAGGCUUGUAUUUUGCAUCUUUGUUGCAAAGCAAGCCGCUAAAGCUCCAGUACGAGGGCGAUGGAGGGAGGGAGCGAGAAAGAAGGCAAAGUCUUUUGUGCUUCCCCUCCCCCUCAUCAAAGCAGAGGGGAAAUGCCUCAGCCAAAGGGAGGUAAGAAGAAGCCGGUCCUGAAGCUCUCCAAAGAGGUGUUUGAGCAGCCUGCACCUGCAGCAGUACCCCCCAGAGAUUUGGACUCAAAGGCUCACGUAACAAUCGGAGAAAAGAAAUGUGAGGUGAAAGCUGAUGAUCUGGAGCAGAUAUGCGAGCUCGGUCGAGGAGCGUACGGUGUGGUGGACAAAAUGAGGCACGUGCCCAGUGGUCUGAUCAUGGCUGUUAAGCGGAUUCGGGCCACCGUCAACACUCAGGAGCAGAAGAGGCUGCUGAUGGACUUGGACAUCUCCAUGAGGACAGUGGACUGUUUCUACACAGUCACCUUCUAUGGAGCGCUGUUCAGAGAGGGCGACGUCUGGAUCUGCAUGGAGCUGAUGGACACCUCCCUGGAUAAGUUCUACAAGCAGGUGAUCGAGAAAGGUUUGACCAUUCCUGAAGACAUCCUGGGAAAAAUCGCCGUCUCUAUAGUAAAGGCUCUGGAGCAUCUGCACAGCAAUCUGCAAGUCAUCCACAGAGAUGUGAAGCCCUCUAAUGUCCUCAUCAACACUCAGGGCCAGGUGAAGAUGUGCGACUUCGGUAUCAGCGGCUACCUGGUGGACUCUGUGGCUAAAACCAUGGACGCUGGCUGCAAACCCUACAUGGCUCCGGAGAGGAUCAACCCCGAGACGAACCAGAAAGGAUAUAACGUCAAAUCCGACAUCUGGAGUUUAGGGAUCACAAUGAUCGAGCUCGCCAUCCUGCGCUUCCCCUACGACUCAUGGGGAACGCCCUUUCAGCAACUGAAGCAGGUGGUGGAAGAACCUUCGCCCCAGCUUCCUGCCGACCAGUUCUCGCCGGACUUUGUGGAUUUCACCUCUCAGUGCUUAAAGAAAAACGCCAAAGAGCGGCCAACAUAUGCGGAACUCAUGCAACAUCCCUUCUUCACCUCCCACGAGGCCAAAGAAACCGACGUGGCUAGCUUUGUGAAAGUCAUCCUGGGAGACUGAGUUCUACAUGCGCACGGCGCAGAGGGAGGAAAACUUAAAUAAAA